AUGCCUGGAGCCGCGUGGGAGAUGGCCGCCACCGCCAGGCGCGCGCGGGCCCUCGCCGCCGGGCACGUGGCCGACAGCCGGGCGGGCACAUCUCCAGCAGGGGCCGCGCGGGCGCAUCUCUGCCGAGCCCUCGCCGCCACCGGCUCCUCCACCGGCGGGCGCAUCUCCACCGAGAGAGGCGCCGCCGUCGCCCAAGUGGAGGUGGUCACGCUCACGCGAACUGAAAUGCAGUCCGGCUCCGCAGCGCCGCAACCAACGCCCAACUCACUCCCGCCGCUUCCAGUUCCCACCCAACCGGCGAAGGCGAUGGCGACGCAGGCCGAGCUCGAGGCGGCCGUCGCCGCGCUCGCGGACAAGAAGCGCCGCCUCCGGGAGGCAUUCGACCGCCUCGUCGCCUGCUCCCCGGUCCCCGUCCCCUUCCGCUGGGAGGACCUCGACGCGCACCUCGCCUCCAUCGCCGCCAGCUUCGGCUUCCGCCACCUCGACUCCACCCACGCCGACGCCAUCGCCGGUGCAGCAGCCGCAGCCGCUGACGCUAGGGGUCCAACCACCGCUGCUCACCACGUCCACCACCUGGACAAGGAGGGGCAGGACCGGGAACGACGCGUCUGGCGCGGCGCGUCGGAGGAGGGACAAGGUAGCAGCAAUGCGGAGGAAGCGGAGGAAGUCUGGAACGCGUCGUCGCACCAGGAACGCGGGGAGGAGGAUGGGAAGGUCCGGGAGGCAUCCAGUGCGCGUCCCGACCGAGAAGCUAACGAAGCGGGGAGCAUUCUCGGGGUGGAGACCGUGCCAAUCGACGCGGCUCCAGAGCAACUAGACGACGAGAAGGACGAGGAUGCCAUGGGCGCACUCGUGGCGUCUCCCCACCAACGCGAUGACGAUAUCGAGAUGCUGGAGGAGGAGGAGGAGGAGGCCGUGAACGCGAACGCAGACAGAGAACGCCGCGAGGACGAGGCCGAGGAAGGGGAGUGGCUGCAGCAUCCGCACGACGCAGGCGGCGGAGAGACGUCGGCUCUGACGCGAGCCGUCGCCGCGGCGUGCGCGAACAUGGACCCCUCCGCGCUGGUGGACGCGCUGUGCCUCAGCGGCAGGAGCUCCCUCCGCUCGUUCCUCCCGGCGCUGCUUGGCGCCCCGGACCCCCACGCCCUCCUCGUCCGCGCCGUCGGCGGCUUCUUGGACUUGGCCUCAGCGGGGCCGGGGCGCGACGCGAGCGAGUGGUGGGCAAACUGCGUCGCGCUGAUCGAGUGCGCGCCCCGCCUCGCGGCGCCGUCGGCGGACGCGCUGGCGCAGGCAAAGCGCCUGGCGGGGCACUGGAAGGAGAUGGUGGUCGCGGGGCCUGCGGGUGCGGGUGGCAGGGACAUCGGCGGGAUGGCCGGAUGGGGCCUUCUCACCUUCAUUGUUUCUUACAACAUUGUCCCGGAGUUCGAUGCUGAUGAGAUCGUCCGUCUCUUCGACAAUAUCGCGCCCCAGGUGAAGGACAACUACGUUGAGCUCUGCAAGCGUCUUGGCCUCAUCGGAAAGAUGACUGAUUCAAUCAACCAUUUCAUUGAAAAUGGGCAGCCACUCGAUGCUAUAAGAUUGGCACAUACUUUCAGUUUGACUGACAAAUAUCCUCCACUUACCAUCAUGAAUGAUUAUAUUGAGAAUGCCAAGAAGACUGCUGAAGACAUACUAAGCAAGGAAAGCUAUACACUGGAGUCUCUGAAUCAAGCGAUGGCAAAGAAGGUCGAUGCUCUAAUAUUUUCGUGGAGCGCAAUUGAUGGGUGCGAUAUUGAUUCUGUUCAGCGUAAAAGCAUCAAGGAAGAAAUUACCCAGUUGUUACACAAGUAUGCAAACAAGCAGCAAAAUCUAGCAGGUGUUUCAGCCUCCAUUUCAAGUUCGCACCAGCACCAGAAUUUUCAAGAGGAGUACCAGCAGCGGCCACAAAUGCGACUGGUGGAACAGCAGAAGCAGCAGCGAAACCCACACGGGCUGCAGCCAAAACCAGGAGAGAAACAGCACCAGCAGCAGAAGCCACAAGAGACACAGCAUCGGCACAUUCAGAAUCAACAAGAGCCGCCGGAGCGGGAAAUGUGGCAAAACCGGAAAAGGAGAGGACAAAACAAAAAGCAUCGCAAGAGGAAACAGCGCAGGCAGAAACUGCAGCAACAGAAUAAACGCCCAAGGCUACCUCCAUAUGUCAGGCCAGGAAUUAACAACAACCAGCAUGAGGAACCAUUUUCAGGAAUUCGAAGAGCUCCGUUCGCAGCCUGUACCACUCCCAUACCUCGAUAUUUUUGGUCCUGUGAUGAUCGUUCUCAGCAUCACGUGCCAGUGUUCCGCCGUUGA
Messenger RNA from Miscanthus lutarioriparius, 2328 nucleotides. NCBI's taxonomy places the organism in Eukaryota, Viridiplantae, Streptophyta, Magnoliopsida, Poales, Poaceae. The record is from the annotation of a GenBank genome assembly.